Messenger RNA from Trematomus bernacchii (emerald rockcod), 2136 nucleotides. RefSeq names its product heterogeneous nuclear ribonucleoprotein A1b (gene hnrnpa1b). Bases 99 to 1229 code for a protein of 376 amino acids. Gene Ontology annotation, molecular function: RNA binding. The record is from RefSeq and is a predicted model, not a curated record. The transcript is spliced from 13 exons. NCBI's taxonomy places the organism in Eukaryota, Metazoa, Chordata, Actinopteri, Perciformes, Nototheniidae.
CUACUUUUGAGAACACUCACUGUUGUACUCUUCUCUCACGCAGCUCACUCCUCUCCCGUCUGUCCACAAGGAGUCUUUAAGUAUCACCUGCUGCAACAAUGUCGAAAGAUGUACCACGCGAGCCAGAGCAGCUUCGCAAGCUGUUCAUUGGAGGGCUGAGCUUCGAGACUACAGAUGAAAGCCUGAGGGCUCAUUUUGAGCAAUGGGGGAGCCUUACAGACUGUGUGGUCAUGAGGGACCCCAAUUCCAAAAGGUCCAGGGGCUUUGGCUUUGUUACAUACUCCUCCGUUGAUGAGGUUGAUGCUGCAAUGACUGCCCGCCCCCACAAGGUUGAUGGAAGAGUGGUUGAACCCAAACGGGCUGUUUCCAGAGAGGACUCAAACCGACCAGGAGCCCAUGUGACCGUAAAAAAGAUAUUUGUUGGUGGCAUCAAAGAAGACACAGAGGAGUCCCACUUGAGAGAUUACUUUUCUCAGUUUGGCAAAAUCGAGGUCAUUGAUAUCAUGACCGACCGUAACUCUGGAAAGAAGAGGGGCUUUGCCUUCGUGACGUUUGAUGAUCAUGAUUCAGUCGACAGGAUUGUUAUCCAAAAAUACCACACUAUCAACUCUCACAACUGUGAAGUGAGGAAGGCUCUCACGAGGCAAGAGAUGCAGACAGCAGGAAUGGGUCGCAGCAGCAGCAGUGGAGGAGGCGGAGGUGGAAGGCCCUAUGACUAUGACAGAGGCUUCAGCCCGAGUGGUAGGGGUCGCUAUGGUGAUGGUCCUUACAAUUCCAACGGUGGUGGUGGUGCCAACGAUGGUGGUGGCGGCGGCGGCAGUGGGGGUGGAUAUGGAGGUGGGCCAGGCGGAUACAACAAUGGUGGAAACAGAGGGUAUAACCAAGGAGGUUACAACCAGGGUGGUGGUGGUGGUGGUGGUGGUGGAGGAGGAGGAGGAGGAAGUGGAGGCGGUGGCUAUGGAGGAAAUGGUUAUGACAGCAAUGGCUAUGGUAACUGUGGUGGUGGUGGUGGUGGUAGCGGAGGUGGAGGUGGCGGAAAUAAUUACAACAAUAUGGGCAACUACGACCCCCAGGCCUCCAACUUUGGCCCAAUGAAGAACAACUUUGGUGGUGGCGGUGGCGGCGGCAGUGUUGGAGGAGGUGGAGGAGGAGGAGGAAGGAGCUUUGGCGGUGGCUAUGGAGGUGGCUCAAACAACGGUGGUGGAUAUGGUCGUUCGGCGCGAUUCUGAAUGUGAAGUGGACUGAGUACUUAGGAGAGGAGAGGAGAGCAAGGAGAGGAGAGCAAGAGAAGUGACAGGGCAGCUGCAGGUUUACGUCCUAAAUCUGCUCAGCCAAACAGUUGCGGCAGGUUACAGCUGCUGCAAGAAGAGAUGUACAGUAGAUAAAUCAUGGAGGGUCUUCAUUUAAACGUUUUGUGUUUUUUUUUUUUUAUCGAAAUGUGUAUCUGGAAAGCAAGCAUUCCAAUGAGAUUUUAUGUAGAUUUCUUUUUGAGUCUGGUUUUAUUUGUAUCUGCAAAUCAAGCUGAAAUAAAGCAUCUUUCAGUCUUUUUACAAAGUGUUGUUAGCCUCUUGAGUGGUCUGGGAAAGGGAGGGUUGACUAUUACUGUACACUGUGGGAUGAGGGACAUCAUUUGCAUAUGUGAGGAGCCAAGAAAUAUCCAUGUGAUGUGAGAAGACCUGCAAUAGUAACUACAUACACCAUAAGUCAAUGUGAAGGGAACAUCUACAAUUGUGGUUGAGGAAUGAGGUGGUGCACAAAAUACUUCAUCAUAAAGAGCCCAUCACCUGGUACAGACUACCCUGAGUUCUGCAAAGAUCAACUGGAGGAUGCUAGCUUACAUGCAAAGUCUUUGAGGCUAGUCAUGGAAGCCAGCUGAGGGAGAGAAGUAGCAAAACCAUCGCCAGGAUCAUUGAAGCAGGGGAGAGUGAGAACAGAAGCCUGAGGCUAGCAUGCAGCAGCUACCAAAAGGCAUAAGUGCUGUCUGUAGGAAACUCAACAUGGUGUCCAAAACCCGAUUCCAUUUCUGUGACAAUGGCUCAAUUCAGGCUUCCUGAUCAAUCAUGCUGGAGACUUGUUUGUUUUUUUACACUGAAGACUGCUGUGCAGUGUUUUUAAAUAAAGUAUUUUUACAAGACA